Molecule: messenger RNA, 2040 nt
Organism: Agrilus planipennis (emerald ash borer)
Lineage: Eukaryota; Metazoa; Arthropoda; Insecta; Coleoptera; Buprestidae
Product: proclotting enzyme
Exons: 7
Coding region: 1-2007 (668 amino acids)
Biological process (GO): proteolysis
Molecular function (GO): serine-type endopeptidase activity
Source: RefSeq, a predicted model, not a curated record
AUGGAUCAAGACGAUGAACCGAAAUGGAUAAGGAGGGAAAAAGAUUCCCUUCAAGCUCCAUUUAGUCCAGAACAUCGGUCGAUUUUUCCUGACGAUAGUCAAGAUAAGCCAACCGAUGAUAAAGAAAAUCUUAGUAGUUUUAAGCCCAUUAAUUUCUUGGAUACGCCCCAAAGAUUUCCCAGAAUUUCGGAAACACCUUUUGAAACUUCCAAAUUGAAUGAGUUUGAAUCAAUCCAAAGACCUGAUGAUGAUCAAGGAGGUCAACUCACUGGAGAAAUCAUACCAGAUGAAAUAGAAUCUACCACAAGCACAAGCGUUAACAGAGAGGAAAAAGUGCUUAAUUUUAAUCCCCAACGACUUCCCAGACCCCAACAUCUAAUAAGUUAUCCGUUUCCAAAAGAAAGUCCAGGAAACACUUUGAAUUUUGCUCAUAGACCAAAUAAUUUUGUAAGGGUAAUUUAUCCUCCAGAUAAAAAUCACAAUACCCUUUUAACUGGAGAAAGUCCUGUUACUUUCGUUGCUUCGAACAGAAAAGAGGACGAUACACCAUCGAUUGGAACGGAUACUACAGUAAAUAAAAAUCCAAAUAAUGCAGGGAGCGGACGUCAUUUUAAACCACAGACCCUGCUUCGAAUUUCUGAAACUUUGGGAGCUUUAAACACAGUCGGAAGGUUUUUGGUUAAUAUGACUUCCGGAAUUGAAACACCAAGUGACGAAGUCCCAACUGCUAUAUACACGAUAAGCAAAAAUGUUCUUGGGCCCAAUGUUACCGAUACCAUUGCACCCUUUGUACUUCCAAAUGUAGGCGGACUUAAAAUUACUAAUAAUGCACCUAGUACUCCACCACCAGAAAAGGAUCUCAGGAUAUGUACAACUCCCGAAAAUCUUCCUGGGUACUGCGAUGACCUGAGCGUGUGCCCGCAAUUGCUUCUGAACUUACGAAUUUUACGGGAAUCUAUCUGCUUUAAAAGUCUUUUUGUUCCCGGUGUUUGUUGUCCCCGUUCAAUCGACAAAAUCGAAUCUAUUAUUCAAACUACAACUACCACUACCACAAGUACCACAACAAACAAUCCAAUUAUAUCGCAAAAUUCUACAAUCGUAAAUUCCGAAAACGUCGCACAAACUACUGCCUCAACUUUAAUCUCAUCUUCUACUGUUUUAAAACCUUCUUCAGUUCUAAUAGGAAACAGCACAAAACCUCUUCUUUCUUUGAAUGGAAACGUUAUAGAUCCAAAAGAUUGUGGUCAGUCACAAUCGGCGAAGUUUAGAGUAGUUGGUGGUGAAGAAGCGCUUCCUGGAAGAUGGCCGUGGAUGGCGGCGAUAUUUCUUCAUGGUAAUAAAAGAACGGAAUUUUGGUGCGGUGGCUCUCUAAUAACUGCGAAACAUGUGCUUUCGGCAGCCCAUUGUACCAGAGACUCUCAGCAAAGACCUUUUCCAGCUCGACAAUUUACGAUAAGGUUGGGAGAUAUUGAUUUGAAAAGAACUGAUGAGCCGUCAGCACCUGUAACUUUCAAAGUAAAAGAAGUAAAAACGCAUCCCCAGUUCAGUAGAAUCGGUUUCUACAAUGACAUAGCCAUAUUCGUAUUGGAUAGACAGGCCAGAAGGUCGCGAUACGUUAUACCAUUGUGUUUACCACCACCCCAAUUACGAAAAGAAUCGUUCGCUGGACAAAGAACCACCGUCGUAGGAUGGGGAACUACCUAUUAUGGUGGUAAGGAGAGUACUGUUCAAAGACAAGCAAUUCUUCCAAUUUGGAGAAAUGAAGAUUGCGACCAGGCAUAUUUCCAGCCAAUUACAUCUAAUUUUAUAUGCGCAGGGUACUCUCGAGGGGGCACCGAUGCAUGUCAAGGGGAUUCAGGGGGUCCUUUGAUGUUACAGCGGAAUGCGCGUUGGAUACAAGUGGGGGUAGUUUCAUUUGGUAAUAAAUGUGGGGAACCCGGGUACCCUGGAGUCUACACGAGGGUAACAGAGUACUUAGACUGGAUAAAUGAAAAUAUAAAAGACUGAGCCAUUAUAUAACGAUAAUUAAAAAAUAAAUAA